Molecule: messenger RNA, 3417 nt
Organism: Magnusiomyces paraingens
Lineage: Eukaryota; Fungi; Ascomycota; Dipodascomycetes; Dipodascales; Dipodascaceae
Exons: 2
Coding region: 1-3417 (1138 amino acids)
Biological process (GO): protein phosphorylation
Molecular function (GO): protein kinase activity; ATP binding
Source: RefSeq, a predicted model, not a curated record
AUGCCAUCUCAAAGAACACCUGUUGCAGCUUUAUAUCGAAAGGAGGAAGUUAUUGGGAGUGGUUCUUUCGGGGUUGUUUAUAAAGGAAUUAAUGUUGAAACAAAACAAGUCGUUGCAAUAAAAAUUUUAAAUUUAGAUAUUGGAGAUGAAGAGGUCAAAGAUGUCCAACAAGAAAUAACAUUACUUUCAAAUCUUUCAAAAUCUGAAACUCAGAACAUUAUAACUUAUCAUGGUGCGUUUCUUUCUGGUACUAAAAUUUGGAUUAUCAUGGAUUAUUGUUCAGGUGGUAGUGUAAGAACAUUAUUGAAAGCUGGCAGAAUUGAAGAAAAAUAUGCUGCUGUUAUCAUGAGGGAAAUGCUUGUGGCUCUUCAAUUUAUUCACAAUCAAGGUAUUAUUCAUCGGGAUAUCAAAGCUGCAAAUGUGCUAGUUUUUCGUGAUGGUCGUGUUCAACUAUGUGAUUUUGGUGUUGCUGCACAGUUAACUGCUGCCCAAGUUAAGCGAACAUCUAUGAUUGGAACACCGUUUUGGAUGGCUCCCGAAGUUAUCAAUGGGUCUGGCUAUAAUCAAAAAGCAGAUAUUUGGUCACUAGGAAUUACUUUGUAUGAAAUUAUUACUGGGGCUCCACCUUUUGCUGAUCAAGAAAUUAAACGUGCUGUCAAACUGAUUCCAUCUACCAAACCUACUCGUUUGGAAGGCAGUCAGUAUUCAGCCUCAUUGAAAGAGUUUGUUGCUUUGUGUUUAGAUGAACAGCCAGAUUCCCGACCAACGGCAGAAGAACUAUUAAAAGGAAGAUUUAUCAAAGCAACUAAGUCUGUUUCUUAUUCAAUUUUAAAAGAUCUUAUUAUAAGAUACCAACAAUGGAGAGAAAAGAAUAAAAAUAUCAGAGAUAGUUUUUUGAUUCCCAAUGGACCUGGCGCUUCAUUAAGUGAUGAGGAAGACGAUGAUUUUUCAUCAUUUGAUUGGGACUUUAGUCCCUUAGAUUCUGAAUCAGAACAUGAGAUUAGUAAUUCACAAAAUCAGCAGCAGCAGCAGCAGCAACAACAACUACAACAACAACCAUUUUCUCCGUCACAAGAUUUUACUACUCAUCGGUUUUCUGAAUCAAAUUUUCUUACUUCUAAUGAAAAUUGUCUUUCUCAAGCUCCGACGUUUAAAGGACCAGAAGACAGUUAUAUUUCGUCUUCUAAUGCUUCUGGUAUGGGAACUACUAUUAUGACCUCUAAUGGGCAUUUAUCGUCGCCGAACUCUAAAGUUGAUAAGCACCCUCUUCUUGAUAUAUUUGAAGAGGAACCUGGAAAAUUUGAUUUUAAAAACUCGGGAAGUCACAAUCACAGUCUUUUGAAUGAAAAUAGAAACAUCAAUGCAGAUAACAACAUCAACGACAAUAGUGCAGGUACUUCGGUUGAAUCCUAUUUUGAAAAUCGAUCUAAAGAUGCUAACUGGAACAACAGUAUCGAAGGCCAGUUUAGCACACGAAAUACAAAUGCAGUUAAUACCGAUAGAAAUAUUCCAAAUAUUUCGAUACCUUCUAAUAUCAGUACAUUUUCUCCUUUGACAAAUCAAAUUGAAAUUCCUUCCAUUGAUGAUCUUAGUUCUAAUACCAAAAUAUUUUCAAAAAAUCCGCCAUUUUUGAAUGCCCCAACCUCAUCAUCGUCUACGCCCAAUUUACCAACACAUUUCAAAACUGCAACGGCGUCCUCUCAAUCAUCUUUGAUAAAUUCUGGAGUUUCAGAAGUGUCUUCUACAACUAUGGGAUAUCAUAAUUCUUCGUCAAAUGUUUCUGCUAGUUCAAGUGCUGUAAAUAUUACUAAUUGGAAUAACAUUAACUCCAGUUAUAAUCCGGCGAAAAUUUCGGGUCGCCCUAGUGUGACCACGAAUAACAGUUCUCAGUCUCGUUUAAACCAGAUAAGUUUAACGGCGAAUGGACUUUCCAAACCAAAUGAACUAUUGUCAUCUCAGUCAGAUUCGGUUACAGUGGCUAGUCAAUAUAAUUCAUAUAAUCAAGCUCACAGUUUGCCGCCGGUUUCUACUGUUUCAAGUGCUUCAUUAACUUCAAGUGCUUCUGAAAUCAAUUUGAAUUCAACAUAUACACACCAGGCUCCACCGCCAUUAACAGAUGUGUCAUCAAUAUCGAGAAGAACACCGUCUCCAAAGCAUGCUAUUCGACAGGCAUCUCUUAAGGCCACUAACUUGCCGCUUAAUAUAUCUACGACUUCAUCAUCUAAUGCCAGUAGAAUACCUUCUCAAUCAUCUCAGACUCAGUCAGCUACUAGUAAGCUAGGAACCGAAUAUCUUGUCGAUGAACCUAGUGAAAAAGGAGUAAUUAAAAAUUUACCCAAGACAUACAUUCAACCAAGUUCUAAUGCUCCAUAUUAUACCAACACCUUGGCGACAUCAUUUUCAACAACAUCACUUCCUACAAUGGCGUCGUUUCCAGCAGCCUCAUAUCAACAAAGUUCGUCAGGUGCAUCGACACCUGCAUCUUAUGACGGAAUUAGUUUACGAGAAGCUACAUUAUCUUCACCUCAUUUAAAGCAUAUUACACAACGAAAACUUUCUACAUCAUCUUCAUCUACAUCCGUGACUGGGAAGCCGGUAUCUGCAACAUACAAAAUAGCUCAGUUACGGGGAACUUCAGGAAACUCAGCAACAACAAGUGCUUCCGGCUUACAGUCUUCUUCAUUGUAUUCUGAAAAAAGUGAUACACACUCUAAUACAAUUCUAGAUGAAAAAAUCAAAAGUCAAAAUCAUCCACAAAAACCUGUAUAUUCUCAAAAUCAAUCUUAUCAAAAUGAGUCAGUUGAUCAUCUACCAAUGAACAAGAUUCAACUUUAUCAACAGCAGCAGCAAUAUAAUCAACGCCUUCAGCAUCUACAACAGCAACAGCUCAAAGCAUCAUUAUCUACCUCUUCAGUAGUUGUACCAGCUUCAGUUUCAAUUCCUCAAGAUAUGUUUUCAACGGUUUCUAAAACGGUUUCCACUCUUGAUGAUAUAGGUAAGGAUCGCGAAACACCUAAAAAUUUACCAAACCGAAAUUCUUCGUACAACAGUGGCGAAUCUCCACAUGAAGAACAGGGAACAAUACGGUACAUAGAUAACGAUAAGGAUAGUCGAAUCAAAACGAAUAAAGAACAAAAGACCGAUUUAUCUACAGCGAAUAAUAUGGUGUCAAGACUACGAAACCCAAGUUUGGUCAAUAUGGAAGAUAUCAAUUCAUAUAAACUGUCAAUGGCUGUGUCAAAAAUUGAACAUGAACAGAGAAAAAUUACGUUUCCAGUUCUUAGGCCAUUUAAUUGUAAUAUCAUGUUGGAUUCGGCAUCAAAAGAAAUCGUGGUUGAAGAAUUUGGGCAUCAACUAGAUAGCUUUAUUAGUGCUUUAGAUGCUAUAGAGCAUAAGCUGUUACCUUUUUCAGCUUAA